AUGGCGGGAGUGAAACAGGAAGCAGUGGAACAGGAAGCAGUGAAACAGGAAGCAGUGAAACAGGAAGCAGUGGAACAGGAAGCAGUGCAACAGGAAGAAGUGGAACAGGAAGCAGUGAAACAGGAAGCAGUGAAACAGGAAGCAGUGAAACAGGAAGCAGUGAAACAGAAAGCAGUGAAACAGGAAGCAGUGAAACAGGAAGCAGUGGAACAGGAAGCCGUGGAACAGGAAGCAGUGGAACAGGAAGCAGUGCAACAUGAAGAAGUGAAACAGGAAGCAGUGAAACAGGAAGCAGUGAAACAGGAAGCAGUGAAACAUGAAGCAGUAAAACAUGAAGCAGUGAAACAGGAAGCAGUGGAACAGGAAGCAGUGCAACAUGAAGCAGUGAAACAGGAAGCAGUGAAACAGGAAGCAGUGAAACAUGAAGCAGUGAAACAUGAAGCAGUGGAACAAGAAGCAGUGAAACAUGAAGCAGUGAAACAGGAAGCAGUGGAACAGGAAGCAGUGCAACAUGAAGCAGUGAAACAGGAAGCAGUGGAACAGGAAGCAGUGGAACAGGAAGCAGUGAAACAGGAAGCAGUGAAACAGGAAGCAGUGGAACAGGAAGCAGUGGAACAGGAAGCAGUGAAACAGGAAGCAGUGAAACAGGAAGCAGUGCAACAGCAAGCAGUGGAACAGGAAGCAGUGGAACAGGAAGCAGUGGAACAGGAAGCAGUGGAACAGGAAGCAGUGCAACAGGAAGCAGUGGAACAGGAAGCAGUGCAACAGGAAGCAGUGGAACAGGAAGCAGUGGAACAGGAAGCAGCGUGGGAGCCCGACGAGCAGGCCGAGGCGUGGGAGAUCGACGAGCAGGCCGAGGCGUGGGAGAUCGACGAGCAGGCAGAGGCGUGGGAGAUCGACGAGCAGGCCGAGGCCGAGGCGUGGGAGAUCGACGAGCAGGCCGAGGCGUGGGAGAUCGACGAGCAGGCGGAGGCGUGGGAGAUCGACGAGCAGGCGGAGGCGUGGGAGAUCGACGAGCAGGCCGAGGCGUGGGAGAUCGACGAGCAGGCCGAGGCGUGGGAGAUCGACGAGCAGGCCGAGGCCGAGGCGUGGGAGAUCGACGAGCAGGCCGAGGCGUGGGAGAUCGACGAGCAGGCCGAGGCGUGGGAGCCCGUCGAGCAGGCCGAGGCGUGGGAGAUCGACGAGCAGGCCGAGGCGUGGGAGAUCGACGAGCAGGCCGAGGCGUGGGAGAUCGACGAGCAGGCCGAGGCGUGGGAGCCCGACGAGCAGGCCGAGGCGUGGGAGAUCGACGAGCAGGCCGAGGCGUGGGAGAUCGACGAGCAGGCCGAGGCCGAGGCGUGGGAGAUCGACGAGCAGGCCGAGGCGUGGGAGAUCGACGAGCAGGCCGAGGCGUGGGAGCCCGACGAGCAGGCCGAGGCGUGGGAGAUCGACGAGCAGGCCGAGGCGUGGGAGAUCGACGAGCAGGCCGAGGCCGAGGCGUGGGAGAUCGACGAGCAGGCCGAGGCGUGGGAGAUCGACGAGCAGGCCGAGGCGUGGGAGCCCGACGAGCAGGCCGAGGCGUGGGAGAUCGACGAGCAGCCCGAGGCGUGGGAGAUCGACGAGCAGGCCGAGGCGUGGGAGAUCGACGAGCAGGCCGAGGCGUGGGAGCCUGACGAGCAGGCCGAGGCGUGGGAGAUCGACGAGCAGGCCGAGGCGUGGGAGAUCGACGAGCAGGCCGAGGCGUGGGAGAUCGACGAGCAGGCCGAGGCGUGA
Messenger RNA from Salvelinus fontinalis (brook trout), 1752 nucleotides. RefSeq names its product golgin subfamily A member 6-like protein 25. NCBI's taxonomy places the organism in Eukaryota, Metazoa, Chordata, Actinopteri, Salmoniformes, Salmonidae. Bases 1 to 1752 code for a protein of 583 amino acids. The transcript has 7 exons. The record is from RefSeq and is a predicted model, not a curated record.